CUCAUCCGUCGCACGCCUCGCUAGUGUCGGGAAAUAGAAGGGGACGUCCGUCUUUUCCCUAAAAGAAAAUACAAAAAGACCAGCCGCUCUUUCAGCCCUCGUGUUGACGCGCUCCGUGGCCAAGAAGGGAACAUUUGAAUCCAAAACUCGUCCAUAUUUCGUGAGUCAUUUGUUCUUCCGUCAGUGAGACAAAGAACAAGACACAAGAGGAGGACAGCUGUGGGGAUGUGCUGUUUCAGGGCUCAUCCCUCAUUUCGCAGGUCAUUCCUUUAAGUUGACGCUGUCGACACUCGGUUCAGCUUUGGGAUGUAAACGCGACUUUAAGGGAUCUGAAGUGGUGCGACCCAGCGAGUGUUUCCAUGAGCCCCGUGGGAGCUCCGAACGUCUCGUGAAAGACUCGUGAGGGAACCGUCUCUUUCCUCCUCCGCCUCUAACAAUCCGCUGUGUCGCACCUCCACCAUGUCCUUUCCCUGCCGUGGCGCUCCCAUGGAGAGUGGACGCCCACCCAGAUAGGAUGCCUGCCUUGCCCGACGUCCUGCAUCCCCUCCUGCCCAUCACCACCUCCUCCUCCUCCUCUCGUGUACCUGCUCUUGCUAACAGUUCCUUGCGGACCCCUGGGCUCCGCCCUGCUCCACUCCAACAUGGUGGAUGAGGUGACCACCAUGAAGGAUGACGUCAUCAACGCCAACACGCUGGCUUGGCUGGUCUGCUCGGGCGUGUCCAUCCUGGCCAACACUUGGAGCAUCCUCAGCGUCAGUGCCAAGCAGAAGAAGUGGAAGCCGCUGGAGUUCCUCAUCUGCACGCUUGCGGGCACGCACAUCCUCAACAUGGCGAUCCCCAUCACCAUGUACUGUGUCAUCACACUGCGCCGUCAGAACUCCGACUACGAGUGGAACGAGGGUCUGUGCAAGGUGUUUGUCUCCACCUUCUACACCCUCACACUGGUCACCUGCUUCUCCGUCACCUCGCUCUCUUAUCACCGCAUGUGGAUGGUACGCUGGCCUGUGAACUACAGGUUGAGUAACACCAAGAAGCAGGCAGUGCACACAGUGAUGGGCAUCUGGAUGGUCUCCUUCAUCCUGUCCACGCUUCCAGCUGUGGGCUGGCACGACACCAUCGACCGCUUCUACACCUCCGACUGCCGAUUCAUUGUGACGGAGAUCGGUCUGGGCUUCGGUGUGUGCUUCCUGCUGCUGAUAGGCGGCAGCGUGGCCAUGGGUGUGAUCUGCAUCGGCAUCGCUCUCUUCCAGACCUUCUCCAUCCAGGCGGGCCACAAGGCCGACAAGAACACGUUCAACGUGCCCACCAUCGUGGUGGAGGACGCUCAGGGGAAGCGCAGAUCGUCCAUUGAUGGAUCGGAGUCUCUCAAGACAUCGCUGCAGAUCACCUACCUGAUCAGUGGGAUCGUCUUUAUCUACGACUUCCUGACUGGUUUCCCCAUACUGGUGGUGAGCUUCGCCAGCCUGAAGUUCGACCGUUCCUACAACUGGAUGGUGCUGUGUGUGCUGUGGUGCUCCAUUGCCCAGUCCAUCCUGCUGCCCAUGUUCCUCUGGGCGUGUGACCGCUAUCGGGCGGACAUCCGCAUGGUGUGGGAGAAGUGCGUCGCCAUCAUGUCCAACGACGACGUGGACGAGGAGGGCUUGCCAUGUAUAACUCAUCACAGUUUUGUCAGAGCAGAAUGGAAUGUGCCCCCUACAAGAAGAUACUCCCACGACGAAACCGACAUGUGGACCAGCGACCAGAUCCCCUCAUACCUUCACCAAUGGGGCUCCACCGAGGACAUGAUAUUGACUGCCCACUACAGCUCCACCUUACCGCGCCGCGAGAGGCGCAGGAGCAGCCUGGUGUCCUACCACGAGGAGAGCCACCGCCACCAGCACCACCCGCAUCGCAAGCGGCGACGCUCUGAGGAAAGUAUGCACUCCCUCAAGCACCUGCCGCGCGUGGUCUGCGGCGGCGAGCACUACGAGGACGAGCUGCGGUGUUUUAGCCGCGACGAGGUGAUGAACUUUAUCGACGAGACGCCGCUGCCGAGCCCGAGGAAGAGUCCGCGGCGCGCGUCCACCGUCUCCCUGAUCCCACACGUGUACGAGCAGCACGCCGUCUUGCUGCCACACUUCCCGCUCACAGACUUCGAGUGUGAGCCUCAAGCGCUCCGGCGGCUCUCGGAACACAAAAGGAGCAGCGGCAGUCGGGCCAGCACGCCCGAGGCUUCCCCCAAACCAGACAGGCCUGCUGGGAAGAAGAGCCCCGGGGCGUGCGGCUCCGGUAAAGGCUGCCGGGAGCGUGCGCGAGACGGGAAGCAGCCGUGCGAAGCGGGCUCACCUGGCCGCAGCCAGCACUCUCCGGGGCGCUCUGCCACUCGGCCGCGGACAGGCGGGGGAGGCCGGGCUGACGCGGCGGCGGCUGCCCGCGGGUCCCAGAAGCACCCGAGCAAGGCUGAGAGUAAAGUUAGCAGGAACAGUUUUGUAAGCGCACCCUCGGCGUCGUCCAAGGGAUACAUCACCUUCCACUCUGAUUCUGUCGGCUCCACCACCUAAAAGCAAAGAUGACUCUUAUUAAUAUCAACAUUAUUAAUGAUUAAAUGACCACCACCGCAAUACUGGUGGUUAUGUGAAAGUGACAUACUUAGAUUAUUUGUCCUUUUUACCUGUGCCACUAUUCUGUUUUAUUAUACCACCAAUACAUGUGUGUUAUGCUAAAUGGCCUUGGGAGCUUUGGACAUAUUUUCUGAAUAGGCCUAAUGUGUACUUCAUAUAUGAAGGUUUGUAAAAAAAGGUUGGGUGGUCUGGUUAUUCAGCUUUCACCUCACAACACAUCACCAAAUGACACUUUUUAUUUCCAGCACUGACACAAAUCAACUUUAUUUGGAGGACAUUGCCGCUCCUUGUUUUUGAUGUUCAAUGUUGUUUCUUAUGAACUGCUCAAAGAAUUGAAGGAGGUAUUGUUAGGGUGGUGUUUUUCCCUGAAUACUUAAAGUAUUUUAUUUUGCCUUCAUUGGCUUUGUGUUUCGUUGUAUAUGGAUACAUUGUCUUUCAAACCAAACUUGUCUGAAUACUAUAUGUACCUUGAUAUUUACUUAAGGACAUGACCCUGUCCAUGUUUUUUUUUAAAAUCUUGAUCAUGUUGCACAACUUGAUUAUUAUUCACAACACCUUUAAAGUUAUUAUUUGAAGCACCCUUUGUUGAAGUAAACUGAGUGGUAAUCCCAAACACUGUAUUGCCUCUGAUAGUUUUAAAGUUACUGUGUGGUAUUGAGAUAUAACGUGAAGACCCUUACAUUUCUAAUGAAAAUUUGAAGUCAUUUUUUUGAAAGAAGAUUGAUGGGACAUGUACAUAUGAAGGAUAUUGAAUUUAUGGUUUUAGUGUUAUUUUUUGUUGUUUAAUGAGAGCGUUGCUUGGAACAUUUCCUCCCAAUUCUUAUUCCAAUGUUUGUGUUAACUUUGGAGAUGAUCAGGUACAACAGUUGCCCCACCACAUUGCAUAUUUCCAUUAUAACACAUCAGACUAAUACAGAUGGAAAUGUUGCUUUGUCCCCAUCAACUGAGCAUGUCAGCCUGACCUCACCUCUUAUUUGUUUCAGCAACGUGUUAUAAAGGACCAAUAAUUAUGACAUUUUUUUAAUGGCUCUUGAAGAAGGAACCUCUAAAAGAUGUCAAAUGGUCCAAUGUUUGAAUAAUUGCAGCCUUCAAGCUGACUACAUGUAGCAUCAUUUAAAUGUGGGUGUGCUAACAAAGAUGUUAGCACUAAUGGCUCUAUUUUGGGAAUUCUGUUGAGUAUGAAGUGACUUUUUCAGAGACCCGAUAAAUCCGUAAGCAUCCCCAAAGAGUCAGUAAGAGAUGGUGUUGGUGAAAUUAAAGAAGAAUUUUGUUUGUAUUUCUUAUCAAUAUAUAUUUGGAGAGAGAAUAUGAUUAUUUCUCAUUAUAGCCAGAUGUAUAAGGGGAAGGACAACAUGUUAUUUCUAAAUGAUCAGUUUCCAUGAUUUUGAGAAAUUCUCACUUUGUACCCUAACUCCAAAUGGACACUGCAGUGCACCAGCCCAGUGCUUCACAGCCCAUUGUUAAAUUAAUGAGGAGCAUCUCACGUUCACCAAAUGUGACAAUUUGCGGAAUAAAAGGAGUUAGAACUCCACUGCUGACAAAUAAUAGCAGAACCAACUGGACUUUUAUGCCUCAAGGACAGUAACUGCUUACCUAAAGAAUGUAUUUGGACCGUAUGGAAAAUAUUAUAAGGUAUAAAGAGAACAUGAAAUUAAAAUGUGCCCUUUGACAGCCAUAUUAUCUGCGACACUUUUUUGAUAAUAUCCAAGUUAUAAAGUUGCACAUGUUUGGCAUUUACGUUUCUACCUUUCUGCGGUCAUUUACAUGUUUAGUUUGGAUUAUCAUGUAUUAGUGUAUACCUCUCACUCAUUGCCACCUAUUCAAUUAGACUGAAUUGUUGUUUUUAGCUGAGCUAUAUCCUUCUUUGGAAGCAUAACAUCACUUUCCCCUGUCAAACUUUGCUUUGUCAAAGAUAUUUGCAUUUUCUUGUGUUGACAAUAUAAAAUAAGAAUUUUGUAACAUAUUCAAAGAUUUAUGACUCAAAUAUGAAUUAUGUUAAAUGUUAUAAUUUUCUUGUUCACAUGAUGACUUUGUUAAAGAGAUAUGACUGAUUAAAUUCACAAGACAAUG
Pseudoliparis swirei is the source of this 4670-nucleotide messenger RNA. RefSeq names its product probable G-protein coupled receptor 153. The transcript is spliced from 7 exons. Gene Ontology annotation, cellular component: membrane. The record is from RefSeq and is a predicted model, not a curated record. The coding region runs from base 642 to 2540 and encodes 632 amino acids. NCBI's taxonomy places the organism in Eukaryota, Metazoa, Chordata, Actinopteri, Perciformes, Liparidae. Gene Ontology annotation, molecular function: G protein-coupled receptor activity. Gene Ontology annotation, biological process: G protein-coupled receptor signaling pathway.